Molecule: messenger RNA, 751 nt
Organism: Phalaenopsis equestris
Lineage: Eukaryota; Viridiplantae; Streptophyta; Magnoliopsida; Asparagales; Orchidaceae
Exons: 3
Coding region: 110-745 (211 amino acids)
Source: RefSeq, a predicted model, not a curated record
UUUAUGCCCCUCACCUCUGCAUUAUUCUCAUUGUUCUUCUAAGUUCCAGCCCUUCAUCUUCCCUCUCUCCCCCCAUUUCCUCCCUCAUUCCUCGAACUUCAGAACAAAAAUGUCAGAAAAAGAGAAAAGGAAGCUCCUUUGGCCUCCAUGGCUGAGCCCCUUGCUCCACACCUCCUUCUUCAGUCCUUGCGACUUCCACUCUGGCUUGAGCAGAAAUGAAUGCAAUAUGUACUGCAUUGAUUGCGCUAAUGGCGCCCUCUGCUCCUCUUGUCUCGUCCAACAUUACAAUCACAGAAUCAUUCAGAUAAGGAGAUCGUCAUAUCAUGAUGUGAUCAGAGUUGCAGAGAUUCAGAGCUUAGUUGACAUUUCUGGAAUUCAGACAUACGUUAUAAAUGGAGCAAAGGUCGUGUUUUUGAAUGAGAGAUUGCAGCCCAAGAUGGGGAAAACGGCGGCAACAAAUACUUGCAGAAAUUGCAGAAGAAGCCUGCUCUAUGCAUUCGGCUUCUGCUCCUUGGGUUGUAAGUUGUUUAAGACCACAUCAUCACCAUCUUCAAUAUCAAAACCUCUGAAGCCUCAUUCAGUCCCCAAAAAGGCCGCCAUUAAUGAGGAAUCAAAGUUUAUUUUUUCCAAUAUUUCAUUUGAUUGCAUCUCACCAACGGCACAUGAGACUCCAUCCAUUAAGAUGAACAGAAUCAAAAGAAGAAAGGGGAUUCCAAGAAGAGCACCCAUGGGAGUUUAUUCAUGAGAAUGG